This is a messenger RNA of Candidula unifasciata, 282 nucleotides long. The record is from the annotation of a GenBank genome assembly. Lineage: Eukaryota; Metazoa; Mollusca; Gastropoda; Stylommatophora; Geomitridae.
AUGCGAUUUAAAUCCUCCAGCUCUGUGCAGACACCAGUUUAUAAAUCAUCAUCCGAUGCUCUCAAUUCUAUUUCCAAGGCUGAAAAGUGUGGCAAACGCCAGAUCUUGCUGGUCAGUCCCAGAUUUGACGUGUCUGUCAGGGACUUGGAGAAGUGGACAAACAACCUUCUGCCAUCAAGGCAGUUUGGUUUCAUUGUGAUGACCUCAUCUGUUGGUAUUAUGGCCCACAAGGAGGCCCGAAGGAAACACAUGGGAGGCAAAAUUCUGGGUUUCUUCUUUUAA